CUCUUACCACUUGGUUGUCCAAGAAUGUGGCGGUGAUGAAGAUUUUGAGAUAUUCUUUUGAAAGCCACACCCAACACUCCCAAAACCCCCCAUUUUGCAGAUUCAGAAUUCACUUCUUUAAUCUCCAUGCUUUAUAAAUUCACACCUUUCUUAGUUUGACUAUGCAUUCUACCACUGUUACGCCAUGGCAGAACUGCUGCUACUGUCCAUUUCCUAGCCGCUUUACCUCUUCCCCUCAUUCUCUUCCUUUCCCCAAGAAAACCAUCCGACUAAGCCGCCUCACUCUCAGCGCCGCCACCACUCACAGCUGCAGCACCGAGCACGAAAAGCAAAAUCUCCCCCGAAAUCCCGAGGACCCGGAUCGAGAAAACCCGGUUUUUCCUCAAGAUUAUUACGAAGACGGCGACAGAGAACCGGAAAGGCGAUUCGAGAAUCCUCUGGUCUUUUUAACAAACAUGUGGUGGACAGAUAUGAAGGCUGCAUUGGGGCAGAGGAUUAACGUGGAAGGUCUUACUUCUUCUCUGGGGAUUUUUGCUAAAAACAAGCAUUUGGUGAUCCCUCAUAUCGCUGUGCCGGAUAUAAGGUACAUUGAUUGGGCUGAGCUGAAGAGAAGGGGUUUUGAAGGUGUGGUCUUCGAUAAGGACAAUACUUUAACUUUUCCUUACUCUUUGCGCUUGUGGUCGCCUCUGAGAUCGUCCAUAGAGCAGUGCAAAGCUCUAUUUGGCAACAACAUUGCGGUUUUCAGUAACUCUUCAGGACUAUUUGAAUAUGAUCCUGAUGGUAGAAAUGCAAAGAUCCUUGAGCGUGCAAUUGGAAUUAAAGUAAUCAGACAUAGGCUGAAGAAACCAGCUGGAACAGCUGAAGAAAUUGAAAGGCAGUUUGGUUGCGAAGCCUCAAAACUUAUCAUGGUGGGUGAUCGGCCUUUCACAGACAUUGUGUAUGGAAACAGAAAUGGCUUCCUAACUAUUUUGACUGAACCAUUGAGUCUUGAUGAGGAGCCUUUCAUUGUACAUCAGGUCAGGGUAAUUGAAAGGGCACUUGUGUAUCAAUGGUCGGUGAGAGGAGUGCAGCCAAUCAGUCAUAAACUCCUUCCUGAUUGCGAGCAAUGUGUAAAGGAUAAACCAAAUUAGAAAGUAGAAGUUUAUUUAUGGCGAUUUAAGAAAAAUCAUCUCAUUAACAACUAUCAUUUUUGUCACUAUUGGUAGUUUGUAUAUGGAAAAGGCAUGAAAAUAUUUCUUUAAAAAAAAUUAGCUGUGAAUUUCUCAUAUUUUGUCUCUCUUUCCAUAUAAGUAGUGUUUGGAAGAGUUCAUGAAUGAUACAAGGUUGAUCAUUCAUUUCAAUUUUUUUUUAAAA
This is a messenger RNA of Ipomoea triloba (trilobed morning glory), 1353 nucleotides long. RefSeq lists its product as uncharacterized. The transcript has 5 exons. NCBI's taxonomy places the organism in Eukaryota, Viridiplantae, Streptophyta, Magnoliopsida, Solanales, Convolvulaceae. The coding region runs from base 162 to 1130 and encodes 322 amino acids. The record is from RefSeq and is a predicted model, not a curated record. Gene Ontology annotation, molecular function: phosphatidylglycerophosphatase activity.